AAUUCUAGAAAACAAACUCCGACGACAGAUUCCCUGUUUAUGACGUAAUGUUUUAUUUAUUCAUAUCAUUAUCAAGUGUCAAAUUAAAGUUAUGCACACUUGUUGACUGAGCAAACAAAGACAGUGCAUGAUGUUAGAUGUCCAUGUUGACUUCUUCUUGCUUUAAUAUUAGGAGUGUAUCACCAAAAUAUAAUCAGUAUAACAGAGAAUCUGAUAAAGUACCCGCUCCAGAGAGACAGUAUAAAAGAUAGGUCAAGAAAACAAAGUCUUUAUAAUAAACCCGUAGCUACAUCGUAUAAAUAACAGAAUGAAAAAAUAUAGUAAGCGACUUGCAAUAGCUUAAAAAACACAUGAUCAUUACUUAUGUUCUACAUUAACACGGAAGAAGUGACAAACAAAAGCCUUGUAUAACACAAUGCAACACGUGGUGUACAUUUUGCCAUCAUAAUUAUCGCAAGGUAGCCGCGACAAAUGACACAUGUUGAAUCCAGUUAAAUUCUGUUACGGAUAGGCACAGUAUGUGACUAAUGUAAAAGCCUUGCCGAUAUCUGCCACAAGCCAGAGCUCAACCAACAUUGUUACUGUAAACACCUCUCUUUGAUAUAAUCUAAGCUUUGCGGACGUUACACGAUGGAGAGACUGUGGAGGGCGCUGCGGGGCGGGAUCAGAAGUGGAGAUGGCAAGGAGACGGAACGCGAGCUGAACCGCAGCACGUACUCGCUGGUGUCGUGCGGUGACGUCACCCCGCACACCCUGCAGCUAUGGCUCACCCUGCCGGAUGAGAUCAAGAACGACCCAGACCUCGACAAGUUCAGGAAGCUGUAUGAGGAGACUGAUAAAUCUAAAAUCAACCCUGAUGACAAGAAUGUAUCCGAGGCUACUUCCAAGCGCCUGCCCAUGGUCCAUUCAGCACCGCUCCUGGACGGGAGAGACGGGAUAGAGGGGAAUACGAACGGGGAUGCUACAGCCGAUGCGUCAGAAAACAACGAAACCAAAGAUAAUGUAGAAAUUCAAGCAAACAGCAAAUUAAGUACAAAGUUAUUGAAUGCGAAGUAUUACACAAAGAUGACGUUGUUGUUGGGCUGCUGGUUGUUCUUUACAGUCGUCUUCCUGACCUGCAACGAGAAGAAGGAAUUCUUCAAGAACACGGCAGUGUCACCGGGACUGAUUAAAAAUUUCACGAUCGGCGCCAUAGAAGCGACGUCGAUUCUAGUCAAAGUAUCGGGACCUUUCCUGUCAGAGCACGCGGAGAUCAAGUUGAACUCCAGCGAACUGGACACCAGGGACAGGAUGGUGAUGUGGCUGGAGACGUGGAACUCUUCAAAUACUGGGGCACAAAAUCAAAUGAAAACGGAUUCCUGGACAAUAUUCUUAGAAGACGAGGAUCUGGACUUCAACGGAGGUGAAGAAAGAUGGAGGAAGUUUGAGUUGGCGCAGGGCAACAGCACGUACGUCCUGCGCAUGAAGAGCUCGGGCGAGCAGACGGUGGCGCUGGCGCUGAGCUGGUCUCUUGACCUGGUGGGAGUCAGCGGCGUGGUGUAUGCGUGUGUGCUGCUGGCCGGACUGUACGUGCUCAUUAUAUUUGAGGUAAUAAACCGCACCAUGGCCGCCAUCUUAGUUUCGACGAUGUCGAUAGCUGCCUUGGCCCUGGUGGGCGAGCGGCCGUCGCUCCCGGAGAUCGUCUCCUGGCUGGACGUGGAGACGUUGCUGCUGCUCUUCAGCAUGAUGCUGCUGGUCGCCAUUAUGGCGGAGACCGGCAUAUUUGAUUACUUGGCUGUCUUCGCCUUUGAGGUGACAGGAGGCCGCUUGUGGUCGCUGGUGUUCCUGCUGUGCGGCCUCACUGCUGGAUUCUCCACCUUUCUCGACAAUGUGACCACCGUGCUGCUCAUGUCGCCCGUCACCAUCAGACUGUGUGAGGUGAUGGACUUGGACCCGGUGCCGAUCCUGAUGCUGAUGGCCAUCUACAGCAACAUCGGCGGGACCGCCACCCCGGUCGGCGACCCGCCCAACGUCAUCGUCGCGUCCAACAAGGCCGUCAUACAAGCCGGCAUCAACUUCAGCAACUUCACGCUGCACAUGGCGCUGGGCAUCCUGGUGGUGUGUGUGCAGACCUCGCUGCAGGUGCGCUACAUGUUCCGGGACACCGCCCGCCUGCGUCUGCAGGAGCCUCGACACAUACAAGACCUGCGCAACCAGAUAUCUAUCUGGCAUCGCGCGGCGGAGUCUCUGCCGCAUCUGAGCAAGGAGGUGCAGGUGGUGCGCGAGCGGCUGCUGCGCAAGGAGGACAAGCUGCGCCGUCAGCUGCACGCCGCGCUGCGACACUCCAGCACCAGGGCCUGCCCCGAGGACACCUUCCACACCACCCUGAUACUACUCAAGGAUAAGUACAAGAUCAGGGAUAAGACGCUGCUGCUGAAGGCGGCGGUCACCAUCGCCUUCGUCGUGGUCGUGUUCUUCCUGCACUCCAUACCAGAGUUCAACCGCGUGUCUCUGAGCUGGACGGCGCUGCUGGGCGCCAUCCUGCUGCUGCUGCUGGCGGACCGCGCGGACCUGGAGCCCGUGCUGCACAGGGUCGAGUGGUCAACUCUGCUUUUCUUUGCUGCACUCUUCGUGCUUAUGGAGGCGCUGUCGCGGUUGGGGCUGAUCUCGUUCGUGGGCGGGCUGCUGCAGCAGGUGGUGCUGCAGGCGGAGGGCCGCGCGCGUCUCGCCCUCGCCAUACUGCUCAUACUCUGGGUGUCGGGGAUGAUCUCCGCCUUUGUGGACAACAUCCCGCUGACCACUAUGAUGGUGCGCGUCGUGGUGACCAUCGGCUCCAACCCCGACAUCGGCCUGCCUCUGCCGCCGCUCAUAUGGGCCUUGCUCUUCGGAGCCUGCUUGGGAGGUAACGGCACUCUGAUCGGCGCGAGCGCGAACGUGGUGUGCGCCGGCGUGGCGGAGCAGCACGGCUACCGCUUCUCCUUCCUGCAAUUCUUCCGCGUCGGCUUCCCCGUCAUGAUCGGUCACCUCCUCGUCGCCUCCGUCUACCUCCUCCUCUGCCACUGCGUCUUCACCUGGCACUAGGCCACUGCACAAGAGCAUCAGAUGGUGACUACUGUGCAAUGUGUGUCUGCCUCCGCGAGACAAUACUAUCGACAGUGGCGCCGCUCGCUGCACCUGAUUGGGCGAUUGUAUUGAAGAUGUCCAAUUUAAGUAAUAAUGUAAUUAUAAUAAAGUGUGAAUGUAUGUUAGUGUAAAUAUUAUAUAAGCUUAUACUUUGUUUAAUCACUAUUUAUGUAUUGAUGAUAGUGUAACACAAAUUACUUGAAAUAUUAUUUACAUAUUUAUCAUAAAAUUCGAAGAGACGGAAAUCUUACCAGGCGCUAGUUUAUUUGUUAUAAAAACCUUUAUGUUAGAAAAAUAUCGAAUGUUUAUUAGUUAUUUGCUUAUUUGUUUUUGUCUUAAUUUCUAUGGCAAAAUAGUCGUCCGUCCAGUGUACAUCGGAUCUCUUAAUUUGUAGGCAAUAAAUAUAUUCGUGUAAAUGAUAAUUUUCAGAGUUAAAAUUGAUAUCGAUGAAGUACAAAUAAUUAAGUUAUUAUAAUUGUAAUUUA
Messenger RNA from Papilio xuthus (Asian swallowtail), 3587 nucleotides. RefSeq names its product P protein-like. The record is from RefSeq and is a predicted model, not a curated record. The coding region runs from base 631 to 3060 and encodes 809 amino acids. Gene Ontology annotation, biological process: transmembrane transport. Gene Ontology annotation, cellular component: membrane. Lineage: Eukaryota; Metazoa; Arthropoda; Insecta; Lepidoptera; Papilionidae. The transcript has 17 exons.